This is a messenger RNA of Ilyonectria robusta, 2007 nucleotides long. RefSeq names its product Sac2 family-domain-containing protein. NCBI's taxonomy places the organism in Eukaryota, Fungi, Ascomycota, Sordariomycetes, Hypocreales, Nectriaceae. The transcript is spliced from 3 exons. Gene Ontology annotation, cellular component: GARP complex. The coding region runs from base 1 to 2007 and encodes 668 amino acids. Gene Ontology annotation, biological process: endocytic recycling; retrograde transport, endosome to Golgi; Golgi to vacuole transport. Gene Ontology annotation, molecular function: syntaxin binding. The record is from RefSeq and is a predicted model, not a curated record.
AUGUGGCUCGACCGACUGGCUGCCGGAGGGCAGGCCAGCGCCCCCGGUCCCUCCACACCUCAACCAUCGAGCAGGCCAUAUUCGCCGCUUCCACGGAGGACCUCGAGCGCCCUCAGCCCCUAUGUCACAUCCCAGCGCGCGGGCCAAUCGCCUCGAAGCUCCUCUCUCUCCCUGGUGUCGAACGACUCUACCUCGUCCUUGCUCUUGUCACGCAAACCCAAUGGCUCCGGCCUGAAGCAAUCAUCAACUAUUGGUCCCGCAUCCGAUUCUAGAGAAGUGUUGGAGGCACUGUUGGCGAGCAGUGCAAGCCCAGAACCUCCCUUGGAAAACCAGAAGAUUUCAAUUAACGAGGAUGAUAUUGAUUUCGAUGCUGAAUUUGGUGGACUGUCCCUGAAGGAGCUGGCCGCAUCGCAACCCCCUGAAACGACAGUGUCCAGCAACCGGAGGCCGCAAACAGUGGUAGAGAGCGAAUCUGAACGAACCAAACUCGAAGAUCUCCAUCGAUCAAUAGCGGCAUGUGACGAUGUUCUGAACUCAGUGGAGAACAACUUGACGAGCUUCCGCAACGACCUCGCUACCGUAUCAUCCGACAUCGAAUCCCUCCAAGCACGAUCGACAGCUUUAAGCAGGAGACUAGAGAACCGCAAGGAGGUCGAGAAGGCCCUAGGGCCGCUGGUUGAAGAACUUAGCCUGCCACCCGAGGUUAUAUCCAAAAUCUCCGAAGGCCACAUAGACGACACAUGGGCCAAGAUGCUCGCCGAGCUGGACCGGAGAGCAAGUUCGUUCAAGAAGAAAACCGAGUCACAGCAGAGCAACGCCUCCAAGGAUCUCGGACCUCUCCUCGAGAGGCUAACCCUGAAAGCCAUCGAGCGCAUUCGCGACUUUCUUGUGGCCCAAAUCAAGGCCCUUCGCUCCCCUCACAUCAACGCCCAAAUCAUCCAGCAACAAAGUUUUCUCAGAUACAAGGAUCUUUUCUUGUUCCUCCACAAGCACCAUGCACAGCUCGCGAACGAGAUCGCUUUGGCUUACAUGAACACGAUGCGGUGGUACUAUCUCAACCAGUUUACCCGCUAUGAGAAAGCCCUUGGUAAGAUUAAGCUCCACAUCCUGGAUAAGAACGACGCUCUCGGCCACGAAGAUACGAAUCGUAAGUCGGCCGUUCUCUCGAGCUCGCGGAUGCCAGGGCCACCCCACGACGCCUUCAAUCUGGGUCGCAGGAUCGACCUGCUCAGGACCAAGAACCAGGCCGCCAUGUCGUCGUAUCUUGCAGAGGAGGACCAGACUACACACUAUCUCGAGGUGGUAUUUCGCAACUUCAACCUGGCGUUGGUGGAUAACGCCACGGCGGAGUACACGUUCAUGGCCACAUUCUUCUCCCCUGCCCUCUCGUUCGGUCAGAUCUCUAAGAACUUCAACUAUGUGUUCGAGCCUACAUUCGAGCUCGGCCGGACACUGUCCAAGGCACUUGUCGCUGACACCUACGACGCACUCGGCUUGCUGAUGUGCAUCCGCCUCAACCAGCAUUUCGCUUUCGAGAUGCAGCGCCGCAAGGUCCCUGCGGGCGAUGGCUACAUCAACGCAACCACCAUGCUCCUUUGGCCCCGGCUCCAGGUCAUCAUGGACCGUCACUGCGAAUCCAUCCGUGCCUUGACUAAUGCCGUGCCCACCAAGCCUGCUCGCGCUUCCGAACAGGCCAAGAUGUCCGCAGCCCCUCACGUUGCCACACAGCGCUUCGGCCAGCUCCUCCAGGGUUUCCUCGUCCUCAGUGCCGACGCCGGCGAUGAUGAACCUGUUGUUGCUAGCCUGCGGCGCCUGCGCACCGAGGUCGAGACCUUCUUGACCCGCCAGGCCCAGGCAUAUGGCUCUGAUAAGCGCAAGAGCGGCCGUUUCCUGUAUAACAAUUACUCCCUCAUCCUCACCAUCAUUAGUGACGCGAGCGGAAAGCUGGCGGAAGAGCAGCAGGAGCAUUUUGAAGAAUUGAAAGCGCAGUUCCAAGAGUCAUCAUAG